This is a messenger RNA of Aspergillus melleus, 510 nucleotides long. RefSeq lists its product as uncharacterized. NCBI's taxonomy places the organism in Eukaryota, Fungi, Ascomycota, Eurotiomycetes, Eurotiales, Aspergillaceae. The transcript has a single exon. The coding region runs from base 1 to 510 and encodes 169 amino acids. The record is from RefSeq and is a predicted model, not a curated record.
AUGCUUGCGAAACAGGUGGAGGGAAUCGAAAACCCUAAUUUUUUCGAGCACGAAUACAUAUUUGAAUGGGAAAUUCCUGAACAGUACGUGGAACAUCGAGUUUCGCUCCAGACACUUCUCGACCGAGGUUUGGACCUGCGGGACUACCUCGAUGACACGAAACGCCUCCCUGACCUCCAAACUCUACGUCAGGAGAUGACAGAACAUCGUCUGAACCCUUACUUCACCGGUGACAAUAUCAGCCGGAGCUUAGGACGGAUGGCGCGAUGUUUCGGGGCGAGGGCCCCCGUGCCCGAGAUCGCGUCGCAGAUCAUGGCCGAUUGCCCUCGCCUUAGCUUUGUCGAUCACCAAUACCAGUACGCUUAUUGGGAAGGCUACGCUGACCCUAUCGACUUUGAACAUUUCUGCUGGGUGGCAUUUGGGAUUGAGGAGGAACCGACAAGGAAAAUGCCACCACAGACGGACGUUAGAACGUUAAUAGACCCUAAUAGUCAACACCAAUCCCGGUAA